Messenger RNA from Entelurus aequoreus (snake pipefish), 1576 nucleotides. RefSeq names its product endothelin 1 (gene edn1). The record is from RefSeq and is a predicted model, not a curated record. Gene Ontology annotation, cellular component: extracellular region. Gene Ontology annotation, biological process: intracellular calcium ion homeostasis; vein smooth muscle contraction; regulation of vasoconstriction. Bases 23 to 664 code for a protein of 213 amino acids. The transcript has 5 exons. Gene Ontology annotation, molecular function: endothelin B receptor binding; hormone activity; endothelin A receptor binding. NCBI's taxonomy places the organism in Eukaryota, Metazoa, Chordata, Actinopteri, Syngnathiformes, Syngnathidae.
UAUAAAGCCCGGGGGUUCGAACAUGAGGGCCACAGUCACUCACUUUCACGCCAGCUCAUGCGCGCGCCUUUUUUCUAACACUUUGCGACACUUGCGUGUUUUUCUACGUCUCCUGUUGGACUAUUUAUUUGUUGAAGAACUUUGCAACCUUUCCAAGAUGGAUGUUUACCUGCGGAUUGUACUUUACUCCUGGCUCUCCAGCACAGUUCUGGCAGCGCCGGCCGGGGAGUCCGCGCCUGCUGCGCAUGUGCGAAACAAGCGCUGCUCCUGCGCCACGUUCUUGGAUAAAGAGUGCGUGUAUUUCUGUCACCUGGACAUCAUAUGGGUCAACACACCUGAGCGAGUGGUGUCCUAUGGCCUGGGCAACGCUCCCAGGAAGAGGCGCUCGGUCAGCGACAGUCGCCCGCGGUGUCGAUGCCAGCAUGAAGGUGACCUCACCUGCACCGACUUCUGCCACAAGCUGGACGACGAUAUCAGUGAGGAGACACCAGCGGUGGUCCAGGGGGCAGAGAGGAGUCACACAAGCCAGACACAAAGGACGAAGAUCCCCCGCGACAGACGGGUGACGCCUCAGUGGCUCAGGGCCGUGUCUAAAACGCGGACCCUUCUGGAAAAAUGGAGACGGAGGGCGAGAACACGGCGGGCGGAAAAGAAAAGCUCCUGAAUACGACACAAAAGAGGACGUUAAAGAUAACGGACCCUUCCAUGUUGGCGAGGCGAACCUGAAGUCAACAUCAUCACCUGUGGCGACUCUGACAAGAAACAUUUCAAAAACUUUUGCAGCAAACCAAAGAAAACCACCACUGCCUCCACCUUAUAGACCAUGAACAUGUAGACUGCCUCCACCUUAUGGACCAUGAACAUGUAGACUAACUCCACCUUAUGGACCAUGAACAUGUAGACUGCCUCCACCUUAUGGACCAUGAACAUGUAGACUGCCUCCACCUUAUGGACCAUGAACAUGUAGACUAACUCCACCUUAUGGACCAUGAACAUGUUGACUGCCUCCACCUUAUGGACCAUGAACAUGUAGACUAACUCCACCUUAUGGACCAUGAACAUGUAGACUGCCUCCACCUUAUGGACCAUGAACAUGUAGACUAACUCCACCUUAUGGACCAUGAACAUGUAGACUGCCUCCACUUUAUGGACCAUGAACAUGUAGACUAACUCCACCUUAUGGACCAUGAUCAUGUAGACUGCCUCCACCUUAUGGACUAUGAUCAUGUAGACUAACUCCACCUUUUGGACCAUGAUCAUGUUGACUAACUCCACCUUAUGGACCAUGAUCAUGUAGACUGCCUCCACCUUAUGGACCAUGAUCAUGUAGACUAACUCCACCUUAUGGACCAUGAUCAUGUUGACUGCCUCCACCUUAUGGACCAUGAUCAUGUAGACUAACUCCACCUUAUGGACCAUGAUCAUGUUGACUAACUCCACCUUAUGGACCAUGAUCAUGUAGACUAACUCCACCUUAUGGACCAUGAUCAUGUUGACUGCCUCCACCUUAUGGACCAUGAUCAUGUUGACUGCCUCCACCUUAUAGACCAUGAUCAUGUAGACUGCCUCCACCUUA